This is a messenger RNA of Penicillium cosmopolitanum, 681 nucleotides long. RefSeq names its product F1F0 ATP synthase subunit 5. Gene Ontology annotation, molecular function: proton-transporting ATP synthase activity, rotational mechanism. Bases 1 to 681 code for a protein of 226 amino acids. Gene Ontology annotation, biological process: proton motive force-driven mitochondrial ATP synthesis. The record is from RefSeq and is a predicted model, not a curated record. Lineage: Eukaryota; Fungi; Ascomycota; Eurotiomycetes; Eurotiales; Aspergillaceae. The transcript is spliced from 4 exons.
AUGAUGUCCGCUCGUGUCGCCCGCUCCGGCCUCCGUGCCGCCCAGCAGUUCUCCGCUCCUCGCGCCGCCGUUAACAGCCUGCGCACCUAUGCCACCCCGGCCCAGGAUGUCAACCCCCCCGUCGCUCUGUUCGGCGUCUCUGGCACCUACGCCUCUGCUCUGUACACUGCUUCCACCAAGUCCUCCGCCCUCGACCAGACUGCCAAGGCCGUCGCUGCCCUCGGCCAGACCCUGAAGGCCGACCCCAAGCUUGGUGCCAUCCUCGGUGCCCCCACCCUCACCCACGACGACAAGCUCCAGGUCGUCGCUGAGCUCCAGAAGGUCGCCGGUGCCGACAAGGGUGACAUCCUGAAGAACUUCCUCCUCACUCUGGCCGAGAACAACCGUCUCGGUUCCCUGGAGACCGUCUGCGAGAAGUUCGGCACUCUCAUGAGCGCUCACCGCGGUGAGAUCGAGCUGAACAUCACCUCCGCCCAGGAGCUCGACGCCAAGACCAUCUCCCGUCUCGAGAAGGCCGUUGCCAAGUCCGAGUACAGCCAGGGCAAGAAGCUUAAGAUUGUCACCACCGUCAACCCCGACCUCGUCGGUGGACUCGUCGUUGAUAUCGGUGGCCGCACCAUCGACCUGAGCGUCUCCUCUAAGAUCGCCAAGAUGAACAAGGCUCUGACCGAUGCUUUGUAA